AUGCCUCCGACCGUGUACGCCCCCAAGGGCAAGGUUGAGCCUUUCCUCGACCAUGCCAUCACGCGCCACUACCUGUCAGCCGCGGGCGUGCCCGACCAGGGCGGCAAGAUCAUUGCCGAGUAUGUCUGGAUCGGCGGCAGCGGCGCGGACCUGCGCUCCAAGUCGCGCACCCUGGCCAAGAUCCCCACCAAGCCGGAGGACCUGCCCACCUGGAACUACGACGGCUCCUCCACCGGCCAGGCCCCCGGCGAGGACUCUGAGGUGUACCUGGUGCCGCGCUCAAUCUUCAAGGACCCCUUCAGGGGGGGCGACAACAUCCUCGUGCUGUGCGACGCGUACGAGCCCCCGCGUGUCAACCCCGACGGCACGGUGACGGACAUCGUCCCCAUCCCCACCAACACGCGCGCCGCCGCGGCCGCCGUUAUGGAGAAGGCUGCCGCCGAGGAGCCCUGGUUUGGCAUUGAGCAGGAGUACACCCUGCUGAACGCCCUGACCAAGUGGCCGCUGGGCUGGCCUGACAACGGCUACCCCGCGCCCCAGGGCCCCUACUACUGCUCAGCGGGCGCUGGCUGCGCCAUCGGCCGCGACAUCGCCGACGUGCACUACAAGAUGUGCCUGUUUGCCGGCGUGAACAUCAGCGGUGUCAACGCAGAGGUCAUGCCCGCCCAGUGGGAGUACCAGGUCGGCCCCUGCGUGGGCAUCGACGGCGGCGACCACAUGUGGAUCAGCCGCUACAUCAUGUACCGCGUGGCGGAGAUCUUCAACGUAGACGUCUCGUUCGACCCCAAGCCCAUCCCCGGCGACUGGAACGGCGCCGGCGGCCACUGCAACUACAGCAACAACGCGACCCGCGCGGCGGGCACUGGGUGGGACGCGAUCCAGGAGCAGAUCGCCAAGCUGGAGAAGAGGCACGCGGUGCACAUCGCGUCGUACGGCGAGGGCAACGAGCGCCGCCUGACCGGCAAGCACGAGACGUCGUCCAUGGAGUCAUUCUCCUGGGGCGUCGCCAACCGCGGCUGCAGCAUCCGCGUUGGCCGCAUGGUGCCCGUGGAGAAGAGCGGCUACUACGAGGACCGCCGCCCUGCCUCCAACCUGGACCCCUACGUGGUGACCAAGCUGCUGGUGGAGACCACGCUGCUGCUGUAG
This is a messenger RNA of Monoraphidium neglectum, 1146 nucleotides long. Its product is annotated as glutamine synthetase. NCBI's taxonomy places the organism in Eukaryota, Viridiplantae, Chlorophyta, Chlorophyceae, Sphaeropleales, Selenastraceae. The transcript has 11 exons. The record is from RefSeq and is a predicted model, not a curated record. Gene Ontology annotation, molecular function: glutamine synthetase activity. Bases 1 to 1146 code for a protein of 381 amino acids. Gene Ontology annotation, cellular component: cytoplasm.